CCGUUUGGUUUUUGUCUAAUGCGAAAUCCCGGGAGCCGGACGGGCUCCCCGCGUUCUUCCCUUCCCGCCUCCCGCCUCUCCGGCAUGUAGCGGGAGGACGGCGGCAGAGGGGCCGAGAUACGCACGGUCGGCCUUUCGGACGCGCCGCCGUAGGAAGGAGGAAGGUUAAUCCUGGCCGUCGGCGCCGCGUUGAGGAAAUGGGGCUGGCUGCUUACAGCUGAGUCCGUCCGCUGCCGGGAGCUGCCGCGGCGUGGGCUUCAACCGUUGUGGCAUCACGGAGGCACGCCGAUGUCGGCCUGUCGCGUGUAAAAUGGAGAACGAAGUCUUCACCCCCCUUUUGAAGAAGUUCACGCGCAGCCCUCUCGUCACAUGGGUUCGGACGUUCGGACCCUUAGCAGAAGAGAAUGGGACCAGCCUGGAGGAAUACAUGACGCUGGUGGACGGCGUGUUUCUCAACGAAGUCAUGCUGCAGAUUAAUCCAAAGUCCACUAAUCGGAAUGUAAACAAGAGAGUCAACAAUGAUGAAUCACUAAGGAUUCAGAACUUGUGUAUUUUGGUGAAGAAAAUAAAAUAUUUCUACCAGGAAUGUUUGCAGCAGCUGAUCAUGAUGGCUUUGCCGAAUGUCUUAAUAAUUGGCAGAAAUCCUCUUUCUGAGCCAGGUACUAAUGAAAUAAAUAAAAUACUCCUGCUUCUGCUUGGUUGUGCUGUUCAGGUAAAAAAGGAAGAAUUCAUUGAAAGAAUCCAACAUCUGGAUUUUGACACAAAAGCAGCUGUUGCAGCCCAUAUUCAAGAGGUAACUCAGAACCAGGAGAACGUGUUUGAUCUGCAGUGGAUGGAUGUCAUUGUAUUUACACAAGACUCUAUUGAACCUCUUUUGAAAAAUAUGACAUUACAUUUGAGAAGACUUGUAGAUGAAAGAGAUGAGCACUUAGAGACUAUCAUAGAACUCUCAGAAGAUCGGGACUCUCUCCAUUUGCUACCUCAGGCAUCAGCAGCACAAUCACCUUGUGGAUCUCCUGGCUUGAAACACACUGAAAGCAAACAGCACCUGUCAGUUGAGCUAGCAGAUGCCAAAGCAAAGAUAAGAAGGCUUAGGCAGGAGAUUGAGGAAAAGAAUGAGCAGUUUCUUGACUAUAAACAAGAACUUGAACAGGUGGAAGCUGAACUAAGGAGGCUUCAGCAAGAGAAUAAGAGUUUACUCUCAGAUGCCCGUUCUGCUAGAGUUUAUAGAGAUGAAUUGGAUAUUCUUCGUGAGAAGGCAAUUCGAGUUGACAAGCUCGAAAGUGAAGUCAUCCGGUACAAAGAGAGACUGCAUGAUAUGGAAUUCUACAAAGCUAGAAUGGAGGAGUUAAUGGAAGACAAUCGAGUGAUGCGAGAAACAAAGAGAAUGUGUGAGGAUCAAGUCAAGGCGUUGCAGUCCCGUUCUGAUAAAUUACAUGUGGUAGAAAAAGAGAAUCUACAAUUAAAAGCUAAACUACAUGAGAUGGAGUUGGAGCGUGAUAUGGACAGAAAGAAGAUUGAGGAACUUAUGGAGGAAAACAUGGCUCUAGAAAUGGCUCAGAAACAAAGUAUGGAUGAAUCACUACAUCUCGGCUGGGAACUUGAGCAGAUAAACAGGUUUACUGAACAUUCUGAAGUGUCAUAUAAAUCACUUGGUCUUGAAGUAACUGAACUGACAUCAAGCAGAUUACUGAAAUUGGAAAAGGAAAACCAAAGUUUACUGCAAACAGUAGAAGAACUACGAAGCACAAUGGAUGAUUCUGUAGGAGGCAAUAGUUCAAGGAUUCUGAAAAUGGAAAAAGAAAACCAAAGACUAAACAAAAAGAUUGAGGCACUGGAAAAGGAAAUUAUCCAAGAGAAACAAUGUCUUCAGAACAAUCAAAAUUUGACUAAGGAUUUGAUGAAAGAAAAAGUACAACUUGAAAAGAAAUUUGAAGCACUUCGAGAAAACUUAGAACGACAAGUUAAACUAUUAGAACAAGAAAACGAACGUUCAAAUCAAACCAUAGCUUCCUUAAGACAACGCUCACAGAUCAGUGCUGAAGCACAAAUGAAAGAAACUGAAAACGAAAACAAAAUUCUUCACGAGUCUAUUAAGGAAGCCAGCAGUAAAUUAAAUAAACUUGAAUUUGAAAUAAAACAAGUCAAGAAAGAAAUGGAACACUAUAAAGAGAAAGCAGAGAGAGCGGAAGAACUUGAGAACGAGCUGCAUCGUCUGGAGAAGGAAAAUGAAGUACUACAGAAAAAAAUUGCUAACUUAAAUAUCACUUGUGAGAAGAUAGAAGCCUUAGAAAAAGAGAACUCGGACCUGGACAUGGAAAACAGAAAGCUGAAAAAAACUUUGGAUAGUCUGAAAAACCUCCCGUUUCAACUGGAGUCCUUAGAAAAGGAAAACUCACAGCUUGAUGAAGAAAAUUUAGAGUUAAGAAGAAGGAUUGAAUCUUCGAAGUGUACAAGCAUUAAAAUGGCACAGUUAGAAUUAGAAAAUAAGGAGCUGGAGAGCGAAAAGGAGCAGCUUAAAAAAAGCCUUGAACUCAUGAAAGCAUCGUUUAAGAAAAGCGAACGCUUAGAAGUCAGCUACCAAGGUCUAGACACAGAAAACCAAAGGCUACAGAAAGCCCUUGAAAACAGCAAUAAGAAAAUUCAGCAAUUAGAAAGUGAAUUGCAGGAUUUAGAGUCCGAAAAUCAAACUCUGCAGAAAAACUUAGAAGAGUUGGUAAUUUCUAGUAAGCGCCUGGAGCAACUGGAAAAAGAGAAUAAGUUGUUAGAACAGGAGACUUCUCAACUGGAAAAAGAUAAGAAACAGCUAGAAAAAGAAAAUAAAAGACUUCGACAACAAGCAGAAAUUAAAGACAGUACUUUAGAAGAAAACAAUGUCAAAAUUAACCAUCUGGAAAAGGAAAAUAAGUCUCUGUUUAAACAAAUAGCUGUCUAUAAGGAGUCAUGUGUACGCCUGAAAGAACUAGAAAUGGAAAAUAAAGAACUUGUGAAAAGAGCUAGCAUUGAUAAGAAAACCCUUGUCACUUUACGAGAGGACUUGGUGAAUGAAAAACUGAAGACCCAACAAAUGAAUAACGAUCUAGAAAAACUUUCCUAUGAACUUGAAAAAAUAGGCUUAAACAAGGAGCGUCUCUUGUGUGAUGAGCAGAGUAGUGAUGACAGGUACAAACUUUUGGAGUCAAAAUUGGAAUCCACUCUGAAGAAGUCUCUUGAAAUAAAAGAAGAAAAAAUUGCUGCUUUGGAGGCUCGUCUGGAGGAAUCAACAAAUUUAAACCAGCAACUCCGUCAGGAACUUAAAACAGUGAAAAAGAACUAUGAAGCUCUCAAACAAAGACAAGAAGAGGAAAGAAUGGUUCAGAAUCCUCCUCCAAGAAAGGGAGAAGAAAAUCAGUCUAUCAAUAAGUGGGAGAAAGAAAACCAGGAAACUACUAGAGAAUUACUGAAAGUUAAAGAUAGAUUAAUUGAAGUGGAAAGGAAUAAUGCUACGCUUCAAGCAGAGAAGCAAGCACUGAAAACACAAUUAAAGCAGCUUGAGACACAGAACAACAAUCUGCAGGCUCAGAUUCUUGCACUUCAGAGACAGACUGUUUCUCUACAGGAGCAGAAUACAACUCUACAGACUCAAAAUGCCAAACUUCAGGUUGAAAAUUCUACCCUUAAUUCUCAAAGUACAUCUCUAAUGAAUCAGAAUGCACAACUGUUGAUUCAACAGUCUGCUUUAGAAAAUGAAAAGGAAGUUGUGCUCAAGGAGCUGGAGGACCUGAAGUCAUUGUACGAGUCACUUCUCAAAGACCACGAGAAGCUGGAGCACCUACAUGAACGCCAGGCUUCUGAGUAUGAGUCACUGAUUGCUAAACAUGGAAGUCUUAAAUCUGCACACAAAAAUCUGGAGGUGGAGCAUAAGGACUUGGAAGAUAGGUACAAUCAGUUGCUUAAGCAGAAAGUGCAGCUGGAAGAAUUGGAGAAAGUGCUCAAAACAGAACAGGAGAAAAUGCUGCAGCAAAAUGAAAAACAUGAGACUGUGGCAGCAGAGUAUAAGAAACUUCGUGAUGAAAAUGAUAGGCUUACUCAUACACACGAUCAGCUCUUGAAAGAGAAUGAAGUUCUGCAAACUGAUCAUAAGAAUUUGAAGACUUUACUGAACAAUUCCAAACUGGGACAAACACAAUUAGAAGCUGAGUUCUCUAAACUCCGAGAAGAGUACCAACUGCUGGAUAUUAAAUGUACAAAAAUAAGUAAUCAAUGUGAGCUGCUUAGCCAGCUUAAAGGAAAUAUGGAGGAGGAAAACAGACAUCUACUAGAUCAAAUUCAGACAUUAAUGCUACAGAAUAGAACGUUACUUGAGCAGAAUAUGGAAAGCAAGGAUCUCUUCCAUGUAGAGCAAAGGCAGUACAUCGACAAGUUAAAUGAAUUAAGGCGACAGAAGGAGAAACUGGAGGAGAAGAUAAUGGAUCAGUAUAAAUUUUAUGAGCCAUCUCCACCCAGAAGAAGGGGCAACUGGAUUACACUGAAGAUGAGGAAACUGAUGAAAUCCAAGAAGGAUGUCAAUCGAGAACGUCAGAAGUCUGCAACCCUUACACCUACCCGUUCAGAAUCCAGUGAAGGAUUUCUUCAGCUGCCCCACCAGGACAGUCAGGAUAGCUCCUCGGUGGGCUCAAACUCUCUUGAAGAUGGCCAGGUCCUGGGAACCAAAAAGAGUACUAUGGUUGCACUGAAAAGACUGCCCUUUUUGAGGAACAGACCGAAGGAAAAAGACAAAAUGAAGGCCUUCUAUCGUCGCUCCAUGUCCAUGAAUGACCUGGUGCAGUCCAUGGUCCUAGCAGGAGGACAGUGGACAGGUAGUUCUGAGCAUCUGGAGGGUCCUGAUGAUAUAUCUGCGGGUAAAAGGAGAAAAGAAUUGGGAGCUAUGGCCUUCUCUACUACAGCUAUCAACUUUGCAACUGUCAACUCUUCUACAGGCUUCAGAUCCAAGCAGUUGCUAAAUAAUAAAGAUGCUAUGUCGUUUGAAGAUGUAAGCCCACAAGGUAUAAGUGAUGAUUCUAGUACAGGAUCAAGAGUUCAUGCUUCCAGACCAGCCAGCCUUGAUAGUGGCAGAACAUCCACUAGUAAUAGCAAUAACAAUGCUUCACUCCAUGAAGUCAAAGCAGGUGUGGUUAACAAUCAAAGCAGACCUCAGAGUCACAGCAGCGGAGAAUUCAGUAUGCUGCAUGAACACGAUGCUUGGUCAAGCAGCAGCAGCAGUCCUAUUCAGUAUUUGAAAGCUCACACAAGGUCUAGUCCUGUGCUUCAGCAGAGAACACCUGAAACACUGGAUCGUUGUGGGAAACAGAUCAAAACCGAUUCUCCUGGAAGUGAGGUUGUUACCCUGCAGCAGUUCUUAGAAGAAAGCAACAAAAGUACCUCAAGUGAGAUGAAAUCUGGGAGUGAAGAGAAUCUUUUAGAUGAAGUAAUGAGAAGUUUAUCUGAGUCAUCUGAGCUGACAGGAAAGGAAAAGCUAAGAAAGGCAUCUGCUGGUUGUGGAAUUGUGAGGUCACUGAGCGUAAAAAAUCCAGUUGAUUUCUCAGAUGGACGAUCCGUUAAACCAGAACAACUUGUAAGGCCCAGCCUUCGUAAAACAGAAGAUGCCUAUUUCACUAGCUCUCCAAUAAAAUUUACAUCGGGCACUCAAGGGAAGGCCAAAUCAGAAGAAAAGAUGCAAACAUCUGCAUCACAGCGACAAUCAAGGGAUUGCAAUCCUUACGCUACCUUACCUCGUGCGAGCAGUGUGAUUUCUACAGCAGAAGGAACUACUCGAAGGACAAGCAUUCAUGAUUUUUUGUCUAAAGACGUUAGGCAACCUGUUUCUAGUGAUCCAGCAACACCCACCGCUGACAGAAGUGCUCCAGCAACAUCUAAUGUGGAAGCUAUGCCAGAAAGCAGAAAUUCAAAAUGCAGGUCUAGGGAGCAACAAAGCUCCUAAAUCUAUUACCCACUACAUGAGAUGUGGGCCAAGUGAGAGAAAAGUGUCCUUCAGUGUCUCAAUAUGAAGCCUUUAUUUCUGAAGUAAACAAGACAGCAACUGUAGGAAUCAUUAAUAAAUAUUAAGGGAAUUUUUUACAUUCUUCGUGACUAGAGCAGGCAAGAAAUAAAAAAACCUACCUACCUUCCUUCCUUCCUUGAAUCAAGGAGCUCUACUGGAGUCUGCUGCCGAAAAUUUGUAGAUGGUCUUAGGAAUUAUUGCACAUUGCACUGUUAAGAUCUACUGAAUAAAGGACAGUUCUCAUCUCCCUAAGGACCAAGAAUUUUAAGGUCUCAAGAAUUACUCCAGGAAAAAAAAAAAAAGCAAACAACUUCUUUCAUCUUCUGUUUAUGAAAUUAGCCACUGAUUUGCUUAAGCUUCUGCUAAUACUUAGCCAAAAAAGCCCAACCCAUAACUUGCAGUUUAUAUUUACUUCUGUAAAUUUAAAAUAAAUGCUGUAGUAUUUUGUUGAAAGCGAGUGUAUAUACAGAUACAAAAACCUCUCAGCUUACUGGCACUCCCCUGCCUUAUCGGUUAGCAUAAUCUGCAUGGAAUGGCUCUUUACAAAGUUUAUGCUGAUUUCUUUUUGUUGCAUACUGCGGGAAAAAAUUGUUUACAUACAUGAAAACAUUUGAUAACUAACAAAUGUGGGGGCUCAUGGGGUAAUCGUAUUAUAUAGCAAAUGUUUGUCACUUGUGUUCUUCACAUUCCCGAGUUAUUCUGCAUAUCCGUGUUCAGAUGUUUUUGACAGGAAAUUGUCAGGUAUGAUUUCUCUGUAACUUUUACUUUAGCGUAAGGCCGUGUUCAACAAACGGCAUUUCCAGGAGAAGGUUGUCUUGCCAUGUUUGUGUACUGACUGAUUUCUUCUUUUAUUGUUCGUCUUCUGACAUGAGUUGAUUGCAGCUUAGGUGGUUUCUUGAUGGCAAAAAAGAAAAACGAAGAAAAGGGAAAUAACAUGUAUGCAUUUUACAAUCGAUUCCCCUUAAGGUUAUCUUGUAUUAGUAAGAUACAUUUUGUUGGUUAUUGACUUAUAUUAAAGUCAACAAGUGUAAUUGGUACAUUCAGUGUUGUCUCAGAAGCAUUUGCAGUGAGCUCAAAGGAAGUGUACCUGAACUUAGAAGCAGAUUUAACAUUACUGUAACCUUUUUUUAUUUCAAAACAGUAGGCACAUUCAUGUUUCUGUUCUCAAGGGUUAAAUUGGCUGUGUAACCUCAUGCCUGAUCUUCCACCGCAGCUCUCUGUUCACAUAAAGUAAGCAUGGAUCAGUACUGGAGCUGCAGAGCGCCUGUAAAAGGAUCACACUGCUGCUCAGACUGCAGCUCCUUUCACUUCACUUCAUCUUUUUUCUUGAGGCGUACAGGUUUUGCCAUGUGUAAAAGUCUCAAGCUUUAGGAACAAUGGGAACAGAAUCAUUUUCCACUGGAGAGAGAAUGCAGCUCCGCGGAUUUAAAAGCAUACUGGCGAGUCGUUUCUUAUUUUACAGAAAUUUUGUCAAAAAGGAAAAGAGAAAAAGACAGUUCAGUAAGUUUAGAAUUGGAAGUUUUCUCCUUUUAUUUUCCUGAAAGUGACUUCCUUCUGAAAUACUUCUUUAUGAUGGAGUAUGUUACAAGAUCUGCAUCAAACAGAGUCUUGGCAACGUAAAUACCUUGUUCAGCCUGAGUGUUUUUCCACAGAGAACUUAAAGAUUUUUUUCCAUUUGAAUGAAAGUAGGACAAACUUUGCAGCUCUACACCUUAGAGAAGUUUGAUUUUUUUUCCUCUGAUGACAUUUCUGGUAUUUAAAUUCAUUAGCUGAAUUUCAGCAUGAACUCGUACAAGUGUCGCAUUCCGGUCCCCUUAUUCUCAGUGCCAAGAAUUUCAUUGCCUGCAGAGUGUUGCCACUGUUCAGUGCUUCCAGGAGUGACCUGAAGCCUGGAGCAUUCCUGACAUCCAGUUCCACAACAUUUUUUGCAGGCAGUUUGAGGUCAGUUGCACAUGGAAUAACUUCCCGUGCUGUAAUUGAUAGCACAGCCUUUUGGGGAAGGAUUCAGGGUGCUCCAGGCUGCAGUGACAGCUUCCAGGUGUCACAGGCUGUACUGCAGGUACUGCUGUGUCCCUGUGUGCAGUCAGAGCUCAGGUAUUACCGAGGUUCUUCCUCAAUACAAAGUGAGCCAGAGAGAGCCCUGGUGUGCUCUCAGAGAAAAUUACUGUAAGCAAUAAAAACGUGAUGUCAGGCCAGCUUUCUCUGCCAUUCCUGUGCUGCAAUAGAGGCAUAGCCAUAGGGACCGAAGGAAAACUUGCCUUACAGAGCUUCUUAGCCAUGUGGUCAUAUCAGUAGCCCUCACUAAAACCAUAGCUGUUAGGAAAGAUAAUUGAAAUAAGUAAAUACUAGGAAACUAAUUCUCAAUUUUGCUACUCUCAAGUUUGUUUCAGGGCCUGAGUGUUGGUGCGUUCUCCCAGAACCUCUCCUUGACAGCAGAGGACUGAUGCGCCUGAAACUUUUAAACCCUAACCAGUUCAUACUGUCACUAUUUCUAGAACUCAGUGUGUCCUGAAUUAACCCAUAGUGCCAAACAUAGUUUGUAUUGCAGUAUCUGUGCAUCUGUAUGUGCUCUGGCGUGCCACAUACUCGAAGACCUGGGACUAUUGCCAUGGCUGAUGCAUAGCACACAGCCAGGCACGUGCAGCCUUUUGCCCUCCCUACACGUGGCUGUGUCAUUCCUUCAUGGGCACUCCCCUGAUUUUUCAUUUGUUGGUUCUUUUCUGUAUUCAUUAAGUUGUGCAGAAUUUUCCAUCACGGCCAGGAUGCUUAGUCACAAAUGUGAAAGUUACUAGUCAACUGAUAACACGUAUUGAAAGUGAAAAGCCUUUGUCCAAAAACCUCAGUUAAUUUUCCUUGUUUGGGAGCAUCAGCAGGAACGUGGGGACGUGGCAGCAGAAUUCAUCCCAGUAGUGCAGGUCAGGGUUGUGUGCCAAAGUGCCCGCUGGUGUCCCUGCACCAUUCUUGGCGGGGUUUGAGCUGCUGGGCCAGCAUCAGGACAGAGACCACAGGGAGAUUUGGUUUGUUUUCACCAAGUUACACCAAAGCAGCACCAGGGAGACAUUUUCAUUGAGAUCAGACUCUAAUACUGCCAGUGCUUACUGUGUGAAGACAUAGCAGAGCAGAGCAGUCAGGAAGUGCUCUGUACUCUGAUACGGAUGUCUUUCCUUUCCAGACUGGUAUAACACCUCUGUAAGGCACCUUAUCUUCCCAUAUAACUAAAAACCAAACUAUCGAUGUGAUUUGGGAGCCACCUCCCCUUCUCUGAAACACAGCCUCCCAGGGAGCAGCACAGCGGCUGUGGGGCAGCCCACAAGAAGAGCACAUCACUGUUAGCAGCAAGAGUUGAGUUGCCAAAUGUGUCACUGUUAGUUCAAGUUUACAGUUUGUUUUAAUACCUUACAACGUAGAAUUUCCAUUUGCUUUGCUGAUAGUCUGCUGUUAUUUAGCAACAUUCCCAACUUUGUCCAGGACAUGGUGCAGCCUCACCAGAGCUCACGGAUGAUUCUUAGAGGUAGAUGAUAACGUAUAUGUAAAUAAUGCUUUGAUAUUAAUAAAACUGCCUUAAAGGAAUGUACCUAGGUGUGAAACAAAACUUAAAAAGCUCUUAUUUAAAACUGUAAUUUCCUUUACAUAUUGAUUUUUUUUUUUAAUGUUUGCCAUUGUAUACAUUUAUUAAUGAUGUUAUUAAAAUACCGAACCAAAUAAUUUUUAUCCUUAUUUUGUGUAUAUAUAUAUUGAUACACACAUGUUCUGGAAACUGAUGUUACUGGAAGGAUAUUGGUGUUCAGUGUGGUUGUGCUCGGUUGGUGAUGUGUUCAGUAUUUCUUCUGAAAGGAAACCUAUAAAACUGUAGCAGAAAUAUUCUGGGCGCUGCGUAGUUUGUUCCGUGCUGUUAAUUUGUAAAGACUCGUGUAGCUUUUAACUAUCCCUUGUUUUAAUAUUAUUUUGAAGACACUAAUUUCAUAGUAAAUAUGUUAAGAAUGCCUGGCAGAUUUGCCAAACACAGGAUUUGGAGCUUUGAUUUUGCUUGCUGGUUAUUUCUGCUGAAACAAGACUCACAAGCCCUUCUGAUAGUGAAGGUAGUUUAAUUUUUAGGUUUGCAGAUCUUCAGACUUGUGAGAAGUGUAGGAAUCUGCUAUUGUGCACAGCUUUUCAACUUCUUAUCUUUCACAUGUAAAGCUUUUUGGUUAAAAAACUUGACAAGCUAAAUUUAUUGCUUUUUACUCCCCCUUUUGGAAG
Meleagris gallopavo (turkey) is the source of this 10258-nucleotide messenger RNA. The record is from RefSeq and is a predicted model, not a curated record. Lineage: Eukaryota; Metazoa; Chordata; Aves; Galliformes; Phasianidae.